Molecule: messenger RNA, 837 nt
Organism: Drepanopeziza brunnea f. sp. 'multigermtubi' MB_m1
Lineage: Eukaryota; Fungi; Ascomycota; Leotiomycetes; Helotiales; Drepanopezizaceae
Source: RefSeq, a predicted model, not a curated record
AUGAUUCAUAUUCCCGGCAGGUCUUUCGAUCGCGUCCAGGGCAUCCCACGUGCUCUCCGGAGACAAUCAACCACGGAUGGAGAAGAUCCAAAUUCAGGCUCGCACGCUACCACCGUACUCCCAAAUCUCGCAUACAAUUUAACGUGGAUCCCAGCUGGAACGGUGACCGGCGGUCCGCAGAAAUACUUUGUCUCCGUUCUCGUUUCUUUCUCGGGUAUUAUCCAGCUCGCCUCUACCCUGCAUUCCCAGUACUUUAUCUCUAGCACCAAGAUCGUAGUGAACGUCGCGGGAAAGUUUCCGAUAACUUCAUCCGUAGAGCUGGACACAGGCUGGACAUCCGUAUUUGCUAGCCCACGCUCGGACGAGGAGAUGUCAGAUCGGUUUUUGGGCAGCAGGCUGCGUUUAGCAGCGAACUGGGUGGCUUCGAUAGGAGUUACGCAGGUCAGAAACCUUGCAUCACUAACCCCCAGAGCUGGCCAGUUACCGCGCCCUCGUUGUCCCGACCAGAGACCCAGAGUCGGCACGGCGCGAUCCAGUACGCAAAAUGCGAUGUCCGGCCAUGGCUUGCAAACCGUGUGUUUUUUGCCACCUGCAUCGGCGCCUGUAGUGGAAAUUGCAGUGGGAAAGACGUGUCAGAACACCCUUUCUAUUGAACUUUCCAUCAGCAGUACUUCACGGUCCGAACUCAGCGGGUGCAGCUUCGACCGGGAAGACCGUCGCGGACGUUCGCGAUGUGACGACGGCCCCGAACGUUUUCGCGGUUGCGCAUAUCGUAUUCUCCGUCUUCAUCAGAAUCAAAUGUUCCAAAUCGCUAUGCAGGUCAUUGCCGAUAGCUAG